CAAUACAAAGGAUACAAAUACAGCAACUGUGGAUCCAGGCGCAACAGUUUCCCCAGAGACGAUACAAGAUUUACAGCUAAAAAUAAAAAAAUCAAUUGAAAUUGAAAACAACAACGAUACAACAGAAUGAAAAGGGGAACAACAAUGACGACAACGACAACGACGCCGACGAAACGAGCGCCGGCGAUGGCCUCCGCGCUGCUGCUCUGCGGCCUGCUGUGCGGUGCCCCGGUGGCAUCGGGGUUUUCCCGAGCCGGUGCCCCCGUCACCGCCACCGCCACUCGAGAGGCCCGGCGUUUCGCCCCGGCCGGGCCGCUGCGGUCCGCCGAGGGGGAACACGGCGACGAAGGCGGGAACGGGGAAACACCCCCGGGGGCCGCCGAUCCCGAGCCCGAACCGCCGUCCUCGCUGUGGGACAGGGCCAACGCCUUUCUCGACACGCCCAUCCUGGACGCCAACAACCGCAGCGACCAGGGGGCGGUCGCCGAGGCCCUCAAGGAGUUCGUCCGGGACGAGCCGGAGCUGGCCCAGGUCACCUUCUCGGUCGCCGUCGUGGCGGCGAUGGUCCUGGCGACCAGGCUGGCCGUGUCCCUGUAAGCCAGCCCCCGGCCGUGCAGCCUCUGAUGGAAUGCAAUGGAUGUUCACCGACACCGAGAGGGGGAACGACAAUUCGUCGGAUGCAGCGAUGUGGUUGUUAGCGAUGCGGUUGCCAUGGUUGUUGGCAAGAAAGGAACACGGCAAGGAGAGCGAGUAUUCGAUUCCACACCGAACACUUGGGUAGAUUCGAGUUGAGUCGAUCCAAGCCGUCUUGUGUUKUUCCAAAAAUGAGAAACGACUGUAUAUUAUUUGGUUUCCUAGCCAUUGGCUAUGCAUCGGAARGARWCUAGGCUUCUAUAAUAUUUYAAGUCG
Messenger RNA from Pseudo-nitzschia multistriata, 909 nucleotides. The record is from the annotation of a GenBank genome assembly. NCBI's taxonomy places the organism in Eukaryota, Bacillariophyta, Bacillariophyceae, Bacillariales, Bacillariaceae.